UCUCCCCCCAAUAGAUUGAGCUCUCCCCACUUUAGUUCUCUCCGUUUUCACUGACAAAAAGUAAGUCGUAGCGGAUUUAUUUUCCGACGGAGAUUUUUUUUAAUUCCCGGUGGGAAUUAGAAGGCGACGUCAGUUAUUAGAGCAACAAUGGUCGACGUGGACCGGAGGAUGUCCGGUCUGAAUCCGGGCCAUAUAGCAGGCCUACGCCGUCUCUCUGCUCGCGCUUCCGCUCCUUCAACUCCGGCAUCCCUUCCUGUACGCAACGGUCUUCAGUCUUUCUCUUCUUUAGCUGACAAAGUUAUAACCCAUUUAAGGAAUUCGGGUUUUCAAGUCCAGCCGGGUUUGUCGGAUGCCGAGUUCGCCCGAGCGGAAGCCGAGUUUGGUUUCGUUUUCCCACCUGACCUCCGAGCCAUAUUAUCAGCCGGUUUACCUGUGGGUCCAGGUUUUCCCGAUUGGCGGUCUGCUGGAGCAAGACUCCAUCUCCGGGCCUCGCUUGAUCUUCCCAUUGCUGCAAUUUCCUUUCAGAUAGCGCGUAACACUUUGUGGUCCAAAUAUUGGGGCCCCAGACCGUCUGAACCGGAAAAAGCAUUACGAGUUGCAAGGAAUGCGCUAAAGAGAGCUCCCCUUUUGAUCCCCAUUUUCAACCACUGCUAUAUUCCCUGUAACCCGUCUUUAGCGGGUAACCCGAUUUUCUUCAUCGAUGAGACCCGUGUUUUUUGUUGCGGAUUUGAUAUAUCCGAUUUUUUCGAGAGAGAAUCUCUGUUUACGAGCUCCGUAUCCAAUCCGGAGUCGUUGAAAAAACAGAGAUCGGUUAGUGAAAAAUCAGCCGGCUCCUCCACUAAUUUCUCCAGGCGGAGUAUGGAUGCGGGUUUGGCAAGCGGGACAAGAACACCUAGAUGGGUGGAGUUCUGGAGUGACGCGGCAGUUGAUCGGCGCCGGCGAAACUCGUCGUCAUCAUCGUCGAAUUCGUCGCCUGAUAGAUACUUUGAGAUGCGGAAGACCCAAGUUCCAAAAUGGGUCGACGAAUACAUGGAGCAAAUCGGAUCAGUUCUACGAGAAGGCGGGUGGGGGGAGUCCGACAUAACGGAGAUCGCACACGUGUCAGCAUCUGGGUUCUUCGAAGGAGAGAUGGUUUUAUUGGAUAAUCAAGCGGUUCUGGAUGCGCUUCUUUUAAAAGCGGAUCGGUUCUCAGAUACACUUCGAAAAGCGGGGUGGAGCUCCGAAGAAGUUUCGGAUGCGUUAGGGUUCGAUUUUCGACCGGAGAAGGAAAAGAAACCUGCCAAGAAAUUAUCCCCGGCGCUGGUUGAAAAAAUCGGGAAACUUGCUGAAUCGGUUACGGGUUCAUGAUACAGCUUCCAGAAAAAUUUUUCUCCCUUUUUACUUGAAGGAAAAAAAAACUCUAAUUUGUAUUUUGAAAAAGAGGGUCUGGAGUUUGAGAAAAACAAAAGAGAGUAAAAUAUAUGGGGGCUAACGCGUUGUACCAUGAAACGGAGCGCAAAAAAAAAAAAGAAAAAAAAGUUUUAAAAAUGACAUUGUUGUUCAUAAUAUAUAAAUAAUUAAUAAAAAAAAACAGUCAUUUUCAUUUUA
This is a messenger RNA of Gossypium raimondii (Peruvian cotton), 1587 nucleotides long. RefSeq lists its product as hypothetical. Bases 148 to 1347 code for a protein of 399 amino acids. The record is from RefSeq and is a predicted model, not a curated record. The transcript has a single exon. NCBI's taxonomy places the organism in Eukaryota, Viridiplantae, Streptophyta, Magnoliopsida, Malvales, Malvaceae.